Penicillium subrubescens is the source of this 1284-nucleotide messenger RNA. RefSeq names its product putative nucleotide-sugar transporter. Gene Ontology annotation, biological process: pyrimidine nucleotide-sugar transmembrane transport. Gene Ontology annotation, cellular component: intracellular membrane-bounded organelle; Golgi membrane. The transcript is spliced from 4 exons. The record is from RefSeq and is a predicted model, not a curated record. Gene Ontology annotation, molecular function: pyrimidine nucleotide-sugar transmembrane transporter activity. NCBI's taxonomy places the organism in Eukaryota, Fungi, Ascomycota, Eurotiomycetes, Eurotiales, Aspergillaceae. Bases 1 to 1284 code for a protein of 427 amino acids.
AUGGUGAACCGCGGCCUUAUUCCAAUCCUGGUCACGAUGAUGCUCGUGACCGGAGUCUGCAACACUAUUCUUAACAAGUAUCAGGAUAUGCAAUGUGUACGGAACUGUGACUCUCCCAAUCCCAAGGAGCGCAAGCUGUUUGAGCAGCCAGUGAUUCAGACGGCCCAAAUGUUUGUCGGUGAAAUGGGUUGUUGGAUUGUGGUCGGAUUGUCGAUUAUUUAUAAGCGCUUUUUGGCACCUCGACUCACUCGAGAGUCGUCUCCGCUGUUCGAGGGCGGGUAUCGACCUGUGCGGGACGAGGACGAGGACGAGGACGAGGACCACACACUGGAUGCGCAUAAUGGCCAUGACCACCGCAAGCCCGCACACGAAGUUGAUGAUCGCAUUAAGUUGCGCGGGUGGCGGAUUCUCCUGCUUGCCGCGCCGUCUUGCUGCGAUAUCGCGGGCACCACCCUUAUGAACGUGGGCCUGCUCUUCGUCGCCGCCAGUAUCUACCAGAUGACUCGUGGAGCCCUGGUUCUCUUCGUCGGUCUCUUCAGUGUCCUCUUCCUCCGCCGCAAGCUCUUCCUGUACCAGUGGAGUGCGCUUUUCAUCGUAGUACUAGGUGUGGCCCUGGUUGGCCUUGCCGGUGCGCUGUUCAGCGGUGAUAGCGGUCACGAUAUCACCCAGGAUGGCGGGACCUCCGUCCAUGCGGAUGGAAGGACGCCUGAAGCGGUACAGACUAUUAUUGGUGUUUUGCUGAUUGCGGCUGCUCAGAUCUUCACGGCAACGCAGUUUGUUCUUGAGGAGUGGAUUCUUGAGAAUUAUGCUAUGGAUCCUAUUCAAGUCGUUGGCUGGGAGGGUAUCUUUGGAUUCUCGGUUACCGUGAUCGGUAUGAUUAUCGCUUAUGUGGUCGUCGGUAGCACGGAUGCCGGUCGGUAUGGCUACUUCGAUAUGAAGGAGGGAUGGCACGAAAUCAGCACGAAUCGCGCCGUGGCGAUUUCUAGUAUCCUGAUCAUGAUCAGCAUUGGCGGCUUCAACUUCUUCGGUCUCUCCGUCACCCGCACUGUAUCUGCCACCUCGCGCAGCACAAUCGAUACCUGCCGCACCCUGUUCAUCUGGCUCGUCUCUCUGGGUCUAGGCUGGGAAUCAUUCAAGUGGCUACAAGUCGUUGGCUUCGGACUCCUCGUCUACGGCACCUUCCUCUUCAACGAUAUCAUCCGUCCCCCUCUCAAGGCUUGUCUCCCCUCAGGUCGGAGGGAGGGCCAGGUGCUACUCCCCGAGGAACCUAUUGAGCACAUGUAG